AUGUCAGGCGAAGAGAUAACAGGCAACCGCGCGGCAGAAGAUUGCUACUUCACCGCUGAAGAAACGGCUGCGUGCGUCGAGGAAGCUCAUCGCCAUGGCAAGAGAGUAUGCGCACAUGCCCGAGCUCGCGACUCAGUGAAGAUGUGCGUCAGUCAUGGGGUGGACGUCAUAUUCCAUGCAUCCUAUGUUGACGACGAAGGUAUGAUAAUGCUGGAGAAGAAUAGGCAUACGAGCAUUGUUGCACCGGCGAUCAACUGGCUCGUGGCAACUGCAUAUGAAGCCGAAGCGUUUGGAUAUACGCAGGAAGCUGCUGAAAAGGCGGGAUAUGUGAGAGAGCUUGACACUGCGAUUGCUGGGCUUCGAGAGAUGCAUCGACGCGGCAUCGUCAUAUUGCCUGGAGGGGACUAUGGCUUUGCGUGGACACCACAUGGCACGUAUGCUCGAGAUCUGGAGCACUUCGUCAACUUGUUCGGAUUUACGCCGCAUGAAAGUAUCAUUGCUGCGACCGCCGGCGUAGCUGCACUCUUCAUGAGGAGUCAUGAAUUGGGCAGAAUUCAGCCCGGAUACCUCGCAGACUGCAUUCUUGUAGAUGGUGAUCCGCUCGAGGACAUCGGUGUUUUGCAGGACCACAGUCGGCUCAACAUCGUCGUUAUUAACGGAAGAGUCCACAAGGCCGCAUCGUUCGAGUAUUACCAAGAUACGCAGCGGAAUUGA
Molecule: messenger RNA, 714 nt
Organism: Colletotrichum chrysophilum
Lineage: Eukaryota; Fungi; Ascomycota; Sordariomycetes; Glomerellales; Glomerellaceae
Exons: 3
Coding region: 1-714 (237 amino acids)
Molecular function (GO): hydrolase activity, acting on carbon-nitrogen (but not peptide) bonds
Source: RefSeq, a predicted model, not a curated record